Molecule: messenger RNA, 1179 nt
Organism: Lachancea mirantina
Lineage: Eukaryota; Fungi; Ascomycota; Saccharomycetes; Saccharomycetales; Saccharomycetaceae
Source: the annotation of a GenBank genome assembly
AUGCCCAAGUUGGAACAAUUUGAAAUAAAAAAGUAUUGGCAGAUUUUUUCCGGUUUAAAACCUGAACAGAACAAGUUAAAUCAUGAUCAAGUUUUACCGAUUCUUUACAAUUCUAAGCUAGAUUCAUCGAUUUUGAACAAGAUAUGGUUCUUGGCAGAUAUCGACGAUGACGAUAAUCUAGAUUUUGAAGAAUUCGUCAUUUGUAUGCGACUCAUCUUCGAUAUGGUCAACAAAAAUAUCGACAGCGUUCCGGAAGAGCUUCCUGAUUGGCUUGUACCGGGCAGCAAAGCGAGUCUAGUCAAAGAACGUGCCAAGAGAAAGCAAGCUGAGCGUGAACAAUUGGGUUUACCUGGGACGGAAACCUCUUCCGAAAACCACAGAACGCCUGUCGUCGAACAACGCUCUGAGCCAAAACAGGUGGACUGGUACAUUUCUCCAGCCAAUAAAGAUCUGUAUACCAAGAUUUUCGAGAAAUGUAACGUCUUUACCGAUGGAACUGUGUCUUUCCCCAGUCUUGCCAAUGUGGUCAAAGCCGAGUUCCCGCAAGCGACCACGUCAGAAAUCGAUCAAGUAUGGAAUUUGGUCAACCCUUCCAAAUUGAAGUCUAUGAACAAGGAUCCUGCAGUUUACCUCAUCCACAUAAUCAAACAGAAAAGUGAUUUGGGCUGCUCGCUACCGACCGAGCUUCCUCAUGCCCUCGCAGAGAUUUGUAAACAGCAGAGAGCUUCUUACGACCUCAACUCUAGGCAGGCAGAAGUCAGACGCGGUCACAACAGCCGAAUCACCUCUUCCGAUAUUGCUUCUAAAAAACCUCCAGCGCUUUCCAGGACAAGUGAUCUGGAAUCUGCUCCAGAGGGCUCGGAUUGGGAAGUUGUGAAAUUGAAACAAGAACUCGCUGAAUUAGACUCAAAAAUGGCUGGCGGCCGAAGCCAAGAAUCAAGCGUUUCAUCACUUGCACAGGAUACAGAUGACCUACGAAAGCAAUUUGAGGAUUUGUUAGCUUACAAACAAGAACAAAUCACGAGGAGUCCCAAUGCUUAUCGCCCUCCAGUGAAUGCAUCCAGCGUGUCAGACGACAUUUAUAGUAUCGAACAACAAGUUGAUGUCUUGGAGCAAUACUUAUCGAGCAAGAAACAAGAAUUGGCGCACUUACAGGACGAGAUACGUUCUUUGAGGUGA